UAUCCGGCUUCCUGCAGCGGAGACACCCAUCAGAGAACCCAAGCACCAAGACAAAACAAAUAGUUGGUUCUGCUCAGAGAGGUCUUGGGAUUAUUUAAAGAUCUCCUCUCCUCGGAUUAGAAAGGCAAAGGUGCAGAGAGGGGGAUGGGAAAUAGCUCCGGAUGGAGCGGCCCAGCAGAGCGGAGGCGAAUGCUGUUUCUCUUCCUGCUCUCUUUGUUAGGCCAGGGGCUCUCCCAACCGAUCCGCUACGCUAUUCCCGAGGAGCUGGACAAUAGCGGAGGAGGCUCCCUGGUAGGGAACCUCGCCAAGGACCUGGGUUUUGGCGUAGGGGAUUUACCUACUCGGAACCUGCGGGUUAUUGCAGAGAAGAAAUUCUUUACCGUGCGCCCCGAAAAUGGGGACUUAUUUGUGAGCGACCGUAUAGACCGAGAGGAGAUUUGUGGCAAGAAGUCAACGUGUGUUCUGGAAUUUGAAAUGGUUGCUGAAAAGCCUUUCAACUUUUUUCAUGUAACCAUGCUGAUCCAGGAUAUUAACGACAACCCACCGACCGUUAGCGAAAAUAUCACUGAGCUGGAAAUCAGCGAACUGGCGAUCACUGGAGCCACCUUUGCCGUGGAAUCUGCUCAGGAUCCUGAUGUAGGUGUCAAUUCGCUGCAGCAGUACUACCUCAGCCCUGAUCCGCACUUCUUUUUAAUUCAGAAGGAGAACCUGGAUGGCAGUAGGUACCCAGAACUAGUACUGAAAGCACCCCUGGACAGGGAAGAGCAGCCGCAUCACCACCUGGUCCUCACAACUGUGGAUGGGGGCGAGCCCUCCAGAAGCUGUACCACCCAGAUCAGGGUAAUUGUCGCAGACACAAAUGAUAACCCCCCAGUAUUUACUCAGGACAUGUACAGGGUCGGUGUUGCAGAGAACCUGCCCGCUGGCUCCUUGGUAUUAAAAGUGAUGGCCACUGACUUGGAAGAGGGUGUUAAUGCCGAGAUCAUCUAUGCCUUCAUCAGUAUUGGUAAGGCAGUGAGACAAUUGUUCAAGCUGGACAGUAAAACGGUGGAACUCACCACUGUUGGAGAACUGGACUUUCAAGAGAGUGAUAGCUACACAAUUGGGGUGGAAACAAAGGAUGGUGGACAUCACACUACAUAUUGUAAAGUACAGAUAGAUAUUUCAGAUGAAAAUGACAAUGCCCUGGAGAUAACCCUGGCUUCUGAAUCCCAACAUAUACAAGAAGAUGCUGAGCUGGGGACUGCUAUUGCCCUGAUCAAAACAUAUGAUAUAGAUUCUGGAUUUAAUGGAGAAAUCCUAUGCCAACUAAAAGGAAAGUUUCCCUUUAAAAUCGUUCAAGAUACCAGAAACACAUACAGGUUGGUGACAGAUGGAGCCCUGGACCGGGAGCAGAUCCCAGAAUACAAUGUGACGAUCACAGCUACCGACAAAGGCAAUCCACCGCUCUCCUCCAGCAAGACCAUCACUCUGCACAUCAUUGAUGUCAACGACAACGUUCCAGUUUUCCACCAGGCCUCCUACACGGUGCAUGUAGCUGAGAACAACCCGCCUGGAGCCUCCAUUGCGCAUGUUAGCGCCUCGGAUCCCGACUUGAGACCUAACGGCCUUGUCUACUACUACAUCGUGGCCAGUGACCUGGAGCCGCGGGAGCUGUCGUCCUACGUGUCCGUGAGCGCGCAGAGCGGGGUGGUGUUCCCGCAGCGAGCCUUCGACCACGAGCAGCUGCGCGCCUUUGAGCUCACGGUGCAGGCCCGCGACCAGGGCUCGCCGGCGCUCAGCGCCAACGUAAGCCUGCGGGUGUUGGUGGGCGACCGCAACGACAAUGCACCGCGGGUGCUGUACCCAGCUCUGGGGCCCGACGGCUCUGCGCUCUUCGAUAUGGUGCCGCGCGCUGCAGAGCCUGGCUACCUGGUGACCAAGGUGGUGGCGGUGGACGCAGACUCGGGACCCAACGCCUGGCUGUCCUACCACAUUCAGCAGCCUAGCGAGCCCGAGCUGCUCAGCCUGGGGCUGCGCACCGGUGAGGUGCGCACGGCUCGUACCUUGGGCGACAGGGAGGCCGCCCGCCAGCGCCUGCUGGUCACUGUUUGUGAUGGAGGACAGCCGCCUCUUUCAGCCACCGUCACGCUGCGCCUAAUCUUCGCAGAUAGCUUGCCAGAGAUACAACCUGACCUUAGCGACCGUCCCACUCCCUCUGACCUUCAGGCAGUACUGUUUCACCUAGUAGUGGCGUUGGCCUUGAUCUCAGUGCUCUUCCUCCUCGCGGUGAUUCUGGCCAUCGCCCCGCCCCUGCGACGCUCUUCCAGACCCGCCACUGAGGGCUACUUUCAGCCUGGUCUCUACUCCAAGACUGUACCUGGAGUUCUCCCCAACUACAGUGAAAGGACUUUGCUUUAUUCCUACAGUCUGUGUGCUGCCUCACAUUCCUCAAACACCGAGUUUAAAUUUCUCAAUAUAAAGGCUGAAGAUGCUGCACCACAAGAUCUGCUAUGUGAUGAAGCGUCUUUGUUUGAAAGUAAUGACAAUCCAAAAAUGCCUUCUAAUUCAGGCAAUUUGCAAUAGGUGAGUUUCUUCAAACCUUUCCUUCCAUAA
Mandrillus leucophaeus (drill) is the source of this 2595-nucleotide messenger RNA. RefSeq names its product protocadherin gamma subfamily B, 3 (gene PCDHGB3). Gene Ontology annotation, molecular function: calcium ion binding. NCBI's taxonomy places the organism in Eukaryota, Metazoa, Chordata, Mammalia, Primates, Cercopithecidae. Gene Ontology annotation, biological process: homophilic cell-cell adhesion. The record is from RefSeq and is a predicted model, not a curated record. Gene Ontology annotation, cellular component: plasma membrane.